AUGGCGACCCCCGGAAUGCUCUACGUUACUAUGCAGCCGAAGCCCGACCUGGCUCUCGAGCAGUUCCACGAGUGGUACAACAACGAGCACGGCCCGACCCGCCUGCGUCUGCCCCAAAUCUUCACCAACGGCCUGCGAUACCGCGCCACCGACGGCCAGGAGCCGUCCUUCCUCGCCACCUACGACGUGACCUCCAUGUCGCUCCUCGAAACACCCACCUACACCACCCUCCGAGCGAACCGCUCUGCCCGCGAGGCCGAGACCAUUGGCCAAGUCGACGUCACGAGAUACUUUUACGACCUGGUCAUCGAGCAAAAGGCCCCUCUGUUCCUGCCCAUCGAGCAGCUCUCCGACAAGGAAGCCGAGGGCAUCGUGCUGGUCGCCGUCGAGACCACCCUGAGGGACGAGUCCGCCGAGCACGAGUUCAAGAAGUGGUACGGCGAGGAACACAUCCCCAUGUUGACCAAGGUCCCCGGCUGGCUGAGGACUCGCCUCCUCAAGGUCUCGUCCAUUGGCGACGGAGCCGGAAGCAAGACCACCUACCUCGCACUGCACGACUACGCCCGUACCAACGGCCUGGGCGGCCCGGAGCACAAGGCCUCCGUGGCCACUGCCUGGGGUGCCGAGGUCGCCAAGAGCGUCACGGCCAAGAACCGACGCACGUACUCGCUCUUUUACGUCUUCGGACCCGCUCCUCGCGACCUGUCCAACCUGGCGAAGCUCCCGGCCUCGGCCAGCACGUUUACCGCCCCGGACGGCAAGACCACGACCGUUCCCGGGACGGACGGGGCCAUCAGCUCCUACAUCACGGCCGAGGACCAGCUGUCGAUCCCCUACCGGCUGGAGGGCAGUGCCAAGGACGAUGCGCCGACGGUGGCCUUCUGCAACUCGCUCCUGACCUCGCUGCACAUGUGGGACCCGGUCGUGAAGCUGUUGAAGGAGCAGCGUCCCGACCUGCGCAUCCUGCGCUACGACACGCGCGGCCGCCACUCCAUCCCCGGCCCGCCCGUGCCGGCGACGCUGGACCUGCUGGCGUCCGACCUGCGCACUGUGCUGGACGCGCUGCGCAUCCCCAAGCUGCACGCGCUGGUGGGAGUAUCGAUGGGCGGCGCGACGACGACCAACUUUGCUCUCAAGUACCCGAACCGGCUGAAGAAGUUCGUCGCCUGCGAUUUCAACGUGACGUCGAGCGCAGCCAACACGCAGGCGUGGAAGGACCGCAUCGCCGUGGCGGAGGAGGACGGCGGGGCGGGGAUCGCCAAGCUGGCCGAGCAGACCGUGGGCCGCUGGUUCCAUCCCGCAACGAUGGAGAAGGCGAGCGUCGUCAAGUCCAUGACGGAAAUGGUCGCCGGCAACAACGUUGAAGGGUUCAGGUACAGCUGCCAAGCGCUGUGGGACUAUGACCUCAAGCCGGCGCUGCCGUCCUGUCAGGUCCCCGGGCUGCUGGUCGUCGGCGACGGUGACGGCAAAGGCGCGCUCGUCAAGGCGAUGGACGGGUUCAAGGACCUGGUAGGAGACGGCGGGGCGGAGCUGAAGAUUGUGCCCAACGCUGGCCAUCUCCCCAUGUGGGAAGACCCUGCCGCAUUUUGGGAGGCCAUCCAGGGAUUCCUGUGA
Molecule: messenger RNA, 1614 nt
Organism: Colletotrichum higginsianum IMI 349063
Lineage: Eukaryota; Fungi; Ascomycota; Sordariomycetes; Glomerellales; Glomerellaceae
Product: putative Alpha/beta hydrolase
Exons: 1
Coding region: 1-1614 (537 amino acids)
Source: RefSeq, a predicted model, not a curated record